UUGAAAUUUUAAAAUUAUUCAGCGCCUGAUUGAAAGUUGACUCAAGGGUGACCACUAAAUUGUUGUCCUCUUGGGAGUCGACCUGAUGGAGUGAUCCCGGUUUAAGUUGUUUACUUAAGUGAUUUUUUGUCAAUAAUUCUAACAUGCCUUUUAAAUUUAAAUUGCUUUUGCAAAUUUUGAUGCCAUGGGUGAGAUUUGGGUCGAUGGCACUGUGCACAAAGUCGGCGGCCUUAUCCCAAAAUUAAUGGGAGCAAAAAAAUUAGGGGUAGAGUUUAUAAUCCUCCCAGCAGAAAUGGAAGAUGAACAUAACGCGUUAACAGAAGAACAGAAACAACAAAUUACCCCCAUAUUUAUUAGUAAUUUUGAGGAAAUCUUUCCUGUUUUAUUUCCAAAUUUUGUAAAAUUUGUAGUUUUACUAUUAUUUGUUACAGAAUAAUGAUC
This is a messenger RNA of Meloidogyne enterolobii, 441 nucleotides long. Lineage: Eukaryota; Metazoa; Nematoda; Chromadorea; Rhabditida; Meloidogynidae. The record is from the annotation of a GenBank genome assembly.